Messenger RNA from Cooperia oncophora, 768 nucleotides. NCBI's taxonomy places the organism in Eukaryota, Metazoa, Nematoda, Chromadorea, Rhabditida, Trichostrongylidae. The record is from the annotation of a GenBank genome assembly.
AUGGUCCAUUCAAGAGACAAGGUUCAUUGUCAUGAGGAACCCAUUGAUAACCUCAACGCUUUUCUUAGACAGCAAGAAGUGGACAAGUACCAAAGCCUAGAGUCAAGCGGUGUUGGUCUUCCCCCGGUACCGAAGCUGGACUCUACUGAUGACCGGGUACCCAUGGUUCAAGAGAAAAGCGAGUACGAUCCUUGCAAGACAUCCAAAGAUAUAUGUCUGAACAAAGGAAAAUGCACGAAUCGAGAUGGCGACACAGCAGCAAAACAAACAUUUAUGGAUCCGAUAGAAUUGCGUGCCUUCAAAGAGAAGAAUCCUUCUCUCUCAGCGAGUGAGACCAAAAACAAGUUCCUGAUCACCAUUCAAUAUCAGUGUAUCUGUCCGGAUGGUUUUAUCGGCGAAUUCUGUCACAUUACUGAAGAAGAGCGAAGUUGUGAAGAGGACCUCUUUUUUUUUUUUACAAAUAGUUCAAUGGGCCAAGCCAUUACGACCCUGAGAGUGGUUGCGAUUGCAAAUGCGAUCCACACGAAUGGGUCGGGGAACGUGAAUAGCGUCGUUAGAAUCAUUUUCUCCAAUCGGUUACGUUCAAUUACAGUUGCGACAUAUCGGUCUCCGUGCGCAGGCUACAGUUGUAUGAACGCAUCAAAUUGUACGCUGAAAUACCAUGAAAAAGAAAACGCAGUCGAAGCUGUAUGCGAGUGUCCUAAAACAAUCGAACUUGUCCAAGCGAAGGUCACAGGUGGGAUUAUCUUCCUUCGUCAAGCAUUUUGA